GGCGGAGGCGGCGGCGCGGGGCGCUCGGGCUGAUGGCGGCAGCGGCCGGCCCCGGGACGGCGCUGUCUCCGGGGCCGUGCGACAGUGACCCGGCCACCCCCGGAGCGCCGUCCCCGAAGGAUGAUACUGAAGAUAAUUCAAAUGAUGGGACCCAACCACCCAAAAGGAGGCGAACGGGCUCAGGAGAUAGCUGUAGGAGCUGUGAGACUUCAAGUCAAGACCUUGGCUUUAGCUACUACCCAGCAGAAAAUCUGAUAGAGUACAAGUGGCCGCCCGACGAAACAGGAGAAUACUAUAUGCUUCAGGAGCAAGUCAGUGAAUAUUUGGGUGUGACCUCCUUUAAACGGAAAUAUCCAGAUUUAGAGCGACGAGAUUUGUCCCAUAAGGAGAAACUCUACCUGCGGGAGUUGAAUGUCAUCACGGAGACACAGUGUACUCUAGGUUUAACGGCAUUGCGCAGUGAUGAAGUGAUUGAUUUGAUGAUAAAAGAAUAUCCAGCCAAACAUGCUGAGUACUCUGUUAUUUUGCAAGAAAAAGAGCGUCAGCGAAUUACAGACCAUUAUAAAGAGUAUUCUCAAAUGCAACAACAGAAUACGCAGAAAGUUGAAGCCAGCAAAGUGCCUGAGUACAUUAAGAAAGCUGCCAAAAAAGCAGCCGAAUUUAACAGCAACUUAAACCGGGAGCGUAUGGAAGAACGAAGAGCUUACUUCGACUUGCAGACGCACGUCAUCCAGGUGCCUCAAGGGAAGUACAGAGUGUUGCCGACAGAGCGAACCAAGGUCAGCUCCUACCCGGUGGCCCUCAUCCCCGGACAGUUUCAGGAAUACUACAAAAGGUACUCCCCGGAUGAGCUGCGGUAUCUGCCACUCAACACCGCGCUCUACGAGCCCCCCCUGGACCCCGAGCUGCCGGCCCUCGACAGCGAUGGCGACUCGGACGAUGCUGAGGACGGUCGAGGCGACGAGAAACGGAAACACAAAGGGACUUCGGACAGCUCCUCCGGCAACGUGUCCGAGGGGGAAGGCCUUCCCGACGGCCAGGAGGAGCCUUUCCAGGGAAGACAGAGAUCCAAGGACAAAGCUGCUACUCCAAGAAAAGACGCUUCCAAACGUUCUGUUCUGUCCAAGUCAGUCCCUGGGUACAAGCCAAAGGUCAUUCCAAAUGCUCUAUGUGGAAUUUGUCUGAAGGGUAAGGAGUCCAACAAGAAAGGGAAGGCUGAAUCACUCAUACACUGCUCCCAGUGUGACAAUAGUGGCCAUCCUUCUUGCCUGGAUAUGACCAUGGAGCUUGUUUCUAUGAUUAAGACCUACCCAUGGCAAUGUAUGGAAUGUAAAACUUGCAUUAUAUGUGGACAACCCCACCAUGAAGAAGAAAUGAUGUUCUGUGAUGUGUGUGACAGAGGUUAUCAUACUUUUUGUGUGGGCCUUGGUGCUAUUCCAUCAGGUCGCUGGAUUUGUGACUGUUGUCAGCGAGCCCCCCCAACACCCAGGAAAGUGGGCAGAAGGGGGAAAAACAGCAAAGAGGGAUAAAAUAGUUUUUUGACCCCAAUAUUGUAAUAUGGAUUUAAAUGAAAUAUUUGGUGCCAACUUAUUUACAUUCUCAAUUUUAUGCCAAUAAAAGAUUUCUGAAAUUAA
Lontra canadensis (Northern American river otter) is the source of this 1634-nucleotide messenger RNA. RefSeq names its product PHD finger protein 10 (gene PHF10). The transcript is spliced from 12 exons. The record is from RefSeq and is a predicted model, not a curated record. Gene Ontology annotation, cellular component: npBAF complex. NCBI's taxonomy places the organism in Eukaryota, Metazoa, Chordata, Mammalia, Carnivora, Mustelidae. The coding region runs from base 33 to 1529 and encodes 498 amino acids.